AUGAAAGGUAACACGCCUAAAGGCCGACAAGAGCGUGGCCCACUCAGUCGGGCUAUGGCUGACCCAAACGCUUCUGGAAGCAAAUUGUCUCGAGCUGACGCCCGACAACAUGUCGAUAUUGAGAUGCCGGACCAGCCAUCGGCGACGACGAGAUACGCAGAGCAACACGAUACGCACAUGUCCGAGACGCCCAUGUCCGACAUGGCCUUAACUGCUGCUGUGCAUGCUAGUCAAGACCGGGGCCCAGAUCAAUCAAUGUCGCCUGGCAACACCCGUCCGACAGGAUCCGCAGAAGUUGAACAUGAGAGAAUCGACCCUCACGUCCUCCAAAGCCGCUUGCAGACUUGCGAACGUCAAUGUCGGGCGCUGCGCGAUGACAAUGCGCAAGCAAUGCAAGAGCGUGAUACUGCCAGAGAGCAAUUCGCGACGUGUGAAGCGGCCUUGAUGUUGCACAAGAACUCUAUGGAAACCGAGCGCAAAGAACGAGGUCGUCAGAUACAUGAACUCUCGAAGCAGAACAGAGAUCUGCAGCAGCGUAUAACCUUCAAUGACCAGGAGAGAGCUCGAUUAGCUGAGCAGUUGGAGUCGGUCACAAAAGAGUUUCAGAAUCGAAAGAAAGAAUCGUCCAUGUUACGAGAGACGAUCCAGCAGCAGAGCGCAUAUAUUGAGACAUCGGUCACGAAGGCACAAAAUGCUGCUGUCAGGCUCUUGUCGGACACUGUCUCAAAUUCGCUCCCAGACGACCAGAUUCGCAGAUGCUUUGAGUCUUUGUUCGAUGAGCUCCACGAGUGGUCGAGAACGAACUCCAACAAGGACCCAGGAGUGAUCAAAACUGUCCCUUUUCGGAAGAAACUGGAUAAUUCCGGGCUUGUGCACAGGCUGGAUCCCGAUGACCCUAACACUGCUUUGGAAUUUGAUCUUGAAGACUCCACGGCGACGGACACCCUUCUCAAUGCAGAUCUGUCCAUCGAGAUAUGCGAAAGAUUCCUCGGCACUCCAUUCUUCGUGGCUGAGCAGAUACAAACGAUCGGAUCACAGGCAUCGCCAGUAGAUCAUCACGAUUCCACAGAUCGUGCUCUUGAGCGGCUUUUGAGAAGGCUCAAGAAAGAUGCCGGUGACAGGAUUUCAAUUGCCCAUACUUGGAGAGCUUCCACCGUCCGCGUGCUCGCUGAAACGGCUCGCUUGCAAGGCAGACUGGAUAGAAUGUUCGAUACCCAUGCUGCAGAGAUCCUUCUCGAAGCCGGACCGCUCCUAGACUCGCGUUUAUCCAAGCGCGAGCGAUCUGAUUUUGCCGAACUCGUGCAAAAGUUUGGCAACUUAGCUCUGCAGCUGUGGUCGCAAAAUCACGAACCCAAGUACGUCUUACCGCGUAUGCUCAAGGGCAUGCAAUUCAAGCAUUCUUCCCCGGACAUGGAGGCAGCCAGGGUGGUAGGUCUGGAGAAAGGAGAUCGGUCGCUUGAUGGCAGACCUAUCAUGGUUGUCUUGCAGCCACUUAUACAAGGAUUUGGUGACCAAAAUGGUCACGACUAUGACAAGCACAGGAUCUGGUCCAAAGCGGUGGUAUGGGUCUCGAAUCGUAGCUAA
Cyphellophora attinorum is the source of this 1584-nucleotide messenger RNA. RefSeq lists its product as uncharacterized. The record is from RefSeq and is a predicted model, not a curated record. NCBI's taxonomy places the organism in Eukaryota, Fungi, Ascomycota, Eurotiomycetes, Chaetothyriales, Cyphellophoraceae. Bases 1 to 1584 code for a protein of 527 amino acids. The transcript is spliced from 2 exons.